Messenger RNA from Aspergillus ruber CBS 135680, 1110 nucleotides. RefSeq lists its product as uncharacterized. Gene Ontology annotation, cellular component: membrane. Bases 1 to 1110 code for a protein of 369 amino acids. The transcript is spliced from 2 exons. Gene Ontology annotation, biological process: arachidonate metabolic process. The record is from RefSeq and is a predicted model, not a curated record. NCBI's taxonomy places the organism in Eukaryota, Fungi, Ascomycota, Eurotiomycetes, Eurotiales, Aspergillaceae.
AUGACAAUCGCAGAAAGGAAACUCAACCUCCUCAGCCUUGACGGCGGAGGCAUCCGUGGCCUCUCGUCCCUCUACAUCCUGAAGCGAGUCAUGGAAGCCAUCAAUCCUGACUCUCCACCAAAGCCGUGCGAGUACUUUGACAUGAUUGCUGGAACAAGCACUGGAGGCCUCAUCGCCAUCAUGCUUGGCCGCUUAAAAAUGGACGUCAGCGAAUGCAUCGACGCCUACAAUACCCUCGCCACCCAAGCCUUCACCCGAAAAGCCUACAUCCCCAUAGCCGUAACCGGCAAUGUAAAAGAGCGCUUCGACAGCAAGCAACUAGAAGCAGCUCUUAAAAAAGCCAUAGCAGACAGACUUCACGACCAAGACGCACUGCUAAAAGACUCCGACACCUCGUGCAGAGUAGUCCUAUGCGCAACCAGAGCAGGAACAAGUACGACUGUUGUGCUGCGAAGUUAUCGUAACGAGCGGGAGUGUUCUGAGUUGUAUAAUACCGUAAAGAUCUGGGAAGCUGGUCGUGCUACGUCUGCGGCGUCUUCGUUCUUCGAUCCGAUAACGAUUGGUCCGAAUGGACAACGGUUUUUCGAUGGUGCGACGGGGUCUAAUAAUCCGAUUCGGCAUCUAUGGAUGGAAGCUAAAGAUAUCUGGCCGGCUGCGCCGUUGGAAGAGCAGAUUGGUUGCAUAGUGUCUGUUGGGACUGGUGUCCCACAGGCCACGAGAUACGAAACGAAGGGGAUAGGCGGGCUCAAGACGCUAAAAGCUUGUGCUACGGAAACGGAAUAUACAAAGGAAGAAUUUGCAAUUGAACACUCGGAUCUUGUUGCGAAUGAUCAAUACUUCCGGUUCAAUGUUCCGGAUGGACUUGCGAAUAUUGGACUUGAGAAAGUGGCCAAGAUUGAUCUUAUUGUUGGCAUUACGGAAAAUCAUCUCGCGAACGAUGUCGUUCGGGAACGAGUACUGGCUUGCGCGGGGUCACUGAGCAAGAGUAAAGGCUACACCGUCUUGGACCGUCCUCCAUCAAAGACUUCUCUUUGGGAAGUUACCGGGUUAGCACGGGCUCAGGUUCAUAGUAAGUUUUCGAUUCUCCAUUCAAGUCAUACCUUAUUCUAA